CCUCCUCUUCCUCCUUCUGCAGCCCUCGAGCCCCUUGUCCGCUCUUGCCGCUCUCGCCGCUGCUGCCCCUGCCCCGAAGCCGUGCCCUACCUUGGCCAUGGAGGAUUACCAUAAGCCGGACCAGCAGAAGCUGCAGGCGCUCAAGGACACGGCCAACCGGCUGCGCAUCAACUCCAUCCAGGCCACCACGGCCGCCGGCUCGGGCCAUCCCACAUCAUGCUGCAGCGCGGCCGAGAUCAUGGCGGUCCUCUUCUUCCACACCAUGAAGUACAAACCGCAGGACCCCCGGGACCCCAGCAAUGACCGCUUUGUGCUCUCCAAGGGUCAUGCGGCUCCCAUCCUCUACGCGGUCUGGGCUGAGGCUGGCUUCCUGCCAGAGGCCGAGCUGUUGAACUUGAGGAAGAUCAGCUCCAUCCUGGAUGGCCACCCGGUGCCAAAACAAGCCUUUACCGAUGUGGCGACUGGCUCCCUGGGACAAGGGCUCGGCGCAGCUUGCGGAAUGGCCUACACGGGCAAAUACUUUGACAAAGCCAGCUACCGGGUCUACUGCAUGCUGGGCGAUGGAGAGGUGUCUGAAGGCUCCGUGUGGGAAGCCAUGGCCUUCGCUGGUUUCUACAAGUUGGACAACCUGGUGGCCAUCUUUGACGUUAACAGGCUGGGCCAGAGCGACCCUGCCCCACUGCAGCACCAAGUGGAAGUGUACCAGAAGCGAUGUGAAGCCUUUGGGUGGAAUGCCAUCGUGGUGGACGGGCACAGCGUGGAGGAGCUCUGCAAAGCCUUCGACCAGGGCAAGCAUAAGCCGCUGGCUAUCAUCGCAAAGACGUACAAGGGCAGAGGGAUCUCAGGCGUGGAAGACAAGGAAUCUUGGCAUGGGAAGCCCCUUCCCAAAAACGUGGCGGAACAGGUCAUCGAGGAAAUCCAUAGCCAAAUCCAAAGCAAGAAGAAGAUUCCAGCAACACUCCCCAAAGAAGAUGCUCCCGCAGUUAACAUCGCCAACAUCCGGAUGCCGUCUCCUCCAAAUUACAAACUUGGAGACAAGAUGGCCACCCGUAAAGCCUAUGGUGUGGCCCUAGCCAAACUGGGGCAUGCCAGUGACCAAGUGAUUGCCCUGGAUGGGGACACCAAGAACUCCACCUUUUCAGAACUCUUCAAGAAGGAACAUCCUAACCGCUUCAUUGAAUGUUUCAUUGCGGAGCAGAACAUGGUGAGCAUCGCUGUGGGCUGCGCCACCCGGGACAGGACCGUGCCAUUCUGCAGUACCUUUGCUGCCUUCUUCACCAGGGCCUUUGACCAGAUCCGGAUGGCAGCAAUUUCAGAAAGCAACAUCAACCUGUGUGGCUCCCACUGUGGUGUGUCCAUCGGUGAAGAUGGUCCUUCUCAGAUGGCCCUUGAAGACCUCGCCAUGUUCCGGAGCAUUCCCAACGGGACAGUCUUUUACCCAAGUGAUGCUGUGUCUACCGAGAAAGCAGUGGAGUUGGCUGCUAACACCAAGGGCAUCUGUUUCAUAAGGACCAGCCGCCCCGAGAAUGCAGUCAUUUACAACAACAACGAAGACUUCAAGGUUGGCCAAGCCAAGGUGGUCCUGAAGAGCAAGGAUGACCAGGUGACUGUCAUCGGAGCUGGAGUGACCCUCCACGAAGCUUUGGCAGCUGCGGAACAGCUGAAGAAAGAAAAGAUCUGCAUCCGGGUGGUCGACCCCUUCACCAUCAAGCCCCUGGAUAAGAAACUCAUCCUGGAAAGCGCUCGGGCGACCAACGGCCGAAUUCUGACCGUGGAGGACCACUACUACGAGGGUGGCAUAGGAGAAGCCGUGGCUGCCGCUGUCGUGGGCGAGCCGGGCGUCACCGUCACUCGCUUGGCGGUCAGCAACGUGCCAAGAAGUGGGAAGCCAGCGGAGCUGCUGAAGAUGUUUGGAAUCGACAAGGACGCCAUCGUGCAGGCCGUCAAGGGGGCCCUGUCUAAGUAAAGCCUGAGCCACAUUCCUGUACCUUUACGUGCACAAAAUCACUUGUUUCUUCUGAGGAUCAAUAAAGAACAAAUAAAAAUGUUUUGGGGAAA
Molecule: messenger RNA, 2058 nt
Organism: Gracilinanus agilis (Agile Gracile Mouse Opossum)
Lineage: Eukaryota; Metazoa; Chordata; Mammalia; Didelphimorphia; Didelphidae
Gene: TKT
Product: transketolase
Exons: 14
Coding region: 98-1966 (622 amino acids)
Biological process (GO): ribose phosphate biosynthetic process; pentose-phosphate shunt, non-oxidative branch
Cellular component (GO): extracellular exosome; endoplasmic reticulum membrane
Molecular function (GO): transketolase activity; thiamine pyrophosphate binding
Source: RefSeq, a predicted model, not a curated record